Messenger RNA from Cucurbitaria berberidis CBS 394.84, 2136 nucleotides. RefSeq names its product Sec1-like protein. NCBI's taxonomy places the organism in Eukaryota, Fungi, Ascomycota, Dothideomycetes, Pleosporales, Cucurbitariaceae. The transcript is spliced from 7 exons. Gene Ontology annotation, cellular component: plasma membrane; secretory granule. Gene Ontology annotation, molecular function: syntaxin binding. The record is from RefSeq and is a predicted model, not a curated record. Gene Ontology annotation, biological process: vesicle-mediated transport; intracellular protein transport. Bases 1 to 2136 code for a protein of 711 amino acids.
AUGAGCGUCUCCAUGAUAGACAUACAGCGAGACCUCAUUCUCAACACCAUUCGCCAAACUACCCGCGGCGACUGGAAGAUCCUCAUUGUAGACGAAGAAAGCCAGAAGCUCAUAAACAACGUGGUCAAGGAAGAUGACAUCCUCAAUACCAAUAUCACGAACAUCGAGCGUCUCGAGGAGCGCCGAACCACUCAAAGAGACAUGGACGCCAUAUACAUUCUCACGCCAAAGGCACACAUUGUCGAUUGUAUAAUGGCCGAGUUUGAUCAGAGGCGGUACAGGGGCUUCUUCCUCAUAUGGACAACCUUACUCCCGCCCCAGCUCAAGGAGCGCAUCGACCGGUCGCAGAUGGCUCGAGAGCAAAUCAGAAGCUUUAGGACGGUACACCUCGACUACCACCCCCAAGAAUCGCAUCUCAUCACUUUCCGGGACCCUUGGAGCUUCCCGAUACUCUACCACCCAGAGUGCAAUAACCUGGUUGUUCGGCAUAUGGAGGAUAUCGCUGAGAAAAUCACAGGAGUCUGCGUUGCGCUGGGCGAGUACCCCAUCAUUCGAUACUACCGCCCACGGAAUCCAACCCACGAGGCCAGUGUCCUCUGCUCACAUCUUGCGCGCUUUGUUCAGGAUAAGCUGGACAUGUAUGCCCAAUUCAACCAAGACUUUCCUCCGCAGUCGAACCGGCCUCGGGGUGCUCUCUACAUUACCGAUCGAUCCAUGGAUCUGAUGGCACCCUUUGUGCACGAAUUCACUUACCAGGCAAUGGCGUUUGAUCUACUUCCCAUCCAAGAUGGCGACAAGGUGACAUACAGGACCGUCGUCAAUGAGGAAGAUCCUGAGGCAGAAGAGAAGGAUAUGGAAAUCUCCGACAAGGACAGGAUCUGGGUCGAAAACCGACAUCGCCACAUGAAAGAUACCCUCGACAAGUUGAUUAACGACUUCCAGAAGUUCAUUGCUGAUAACCCCCACUUUACAAACCAGGAUGCUCAAAACGCCGCCGGUAUGAAUGGGUUGAAUGCCAUCAAGGACAUGAUUGCCGGACUGCCGCAAUUUCAAGAAAUGAAGGAGGCUUACUCGUUACACCUGACUAUGGCCCAGAGAUGCAUGGAGAUUUUCCAAAAACACAAGCUGCCCGAUCUGGCGUCGGUAGAGCAGUGUCUCGCCACUGGUCUCGACGAAGACUACCGCAAGGCCAAGAACAUGGCCGAUCAAGUCGUGCGAACGCUAGAUGAAGGUGAAAUCACGCCUGCAGAUCGGUUACGCCUCAUUGCCCUCUAUGUCAUUUUCAGAGAUGGUAUUCUACCGGCUGAUCUGCAGAAGUUGCUGCUCCACGCACAGCUUCCUCCUCCCGAUGGCGAAGUCAUCCGCAACCUCGACCUCCUUGGAGCGCGAGUAGCCAGACAGUUAAAAGAGAAGAGAGAACCACCCCCACCUCUAUUCCCACCUAAACCAGCACCACCACCGAAUGCUGAAGACUAUAGUCUGUCUAGGUUCAACCCAGCGCUGCAAGAUAUGUUAGAAGAACAUGUUCGCGGCACCUUGCCCCAAGACGUAUUUCCUUUUACAAAGAUGUCGCCCGAUGAUGCGAGUAUGAUGCAAGACAACGCACCUGUGGCAUCUCUCCGCUCCGCAAAGCCCACGUGGGCGAAGUCUCGUCUAGCGAGCGUAGAGCCACGACAGCGCGUCAUUGUGUUCGUGGCCGGCGGCGCAACAUACUCAGAAGCACGUGCCUGCUACGAUAUCUCCCAUAAGACUUCAAGAGAUGUCUUCCUUGUCACCUCGCAUAUGGUGAAGCCACAACUGUUCCUGCGCCAAGUCGGCGACCUUGGUCAGAAUCGCCGUAAUCUCCACUUACCUAUCGAUCAACCCCCUCCCACGGCACCAAAGCAUUUGUUCGAAAAACCAGAGCCUCCGAAGCCAGCGCCGCCUCCAGCUGGUACAAAGCCAAUACCGGGAGGCCUGCCAUCAGGUCCAAGGGUAGGCGGGCCUAAGCCACCGACAGCCGCCAUGGGCGCGAUCAACUUGAACACACCCAAGCCAAGUCCAGCGCCGUCACAGAGCAGUGGGAAGCAUAGCAAAGAUGAGAAGGACAAAGAGAAGAAAAAGAAGAAGUUGCAUCUGUUUUCUUCCAAGCAUUAG